CACUCAUAUUCCUCUAAUUAACAAUACCUACCGGAAGCAGAGAGCUGAGAGAGAGAGAGAGAGAGAGAGAGAGAGAGAGAGAGAGGCAACCAAUACCAAAAGAAAGCCCCGCCUGUCUGAGUGUGCGUUGCAUUGCGGCAUUGCAUGGGGGUACCUUUUCUAUGCCCGCGGCACAGUGGUCCCUGUGAUCUUCAAAAUGGCUUCGAAUCCGGUGGGAAUGAGAACGAGUGCUUGCACCAGCAAUCUGUAGAUGAUUCCAGAGGAGCAGUAGCAUUAGCAUUAUUGGAGUUGGACUUGGACCCCCCGUCGUCGGUAAUGGGUGAUGGUUUGGAUCCAAGCACACCGGAACCAAAACAUGAGGCGGCCGCAAUUAAGUUGCAGAAGGUUUACAAGAGCUUUCGGACGAGGAGAAAUUUAGCAGAUUGUGCGGUUUUGAUCGAGCAGAGCUGCUGCUGCUGGUGGUGGAAGCUGUUAGAUUUCGCGCAGCUCAAGCAUAGUUCCGUCUCCUUCUUCGAUCUCGGAAAGCGUGAGACCGCUGUUUCGCGCUGGUCCAGAGCAAGAACAAGGGCUGCCAAGGUUGGCAAGGGCUUGUCCAAGAAUGGGAAGGCUCAGAAACUUGCUCUGCAGCAUUGGCUAGAAGCUAUUGAUCCUCGACAUCGCUAUGGCCACAAUUUGCACUUCUAUUAUGUCCAGUGGUUGAAUUCACAGAGCAUGGAGCCCUUCUUCUACUGGCUUGACAUCGGAGAAGGAAAGGAGGUUAAUCUGGUCGACAAAUGUCCUCGGGCAAAGCUUCAGCAGCAGUGCAUCAAGUAUCUUGGCCCGAUGGAGAGAAAGGCAUAUGAGGUUGUGGUGGAGGGCGGGCAGCUUUUCUACAAGCAAACCGGGGAGGCCCUCGACACCACCAAAGAACCAAAGGGCUCCAAGUGGAUCUUUGUCCUCAGUACAUCAGGGAGUUUAUACGCAGGGAUGAAGAAGAAGGGGUCGUUUCAGCACUCCAGUUUCUUGGCUGGAGGAGCUACUCUGGCUGCUGGAAGGAUCGUUGCUGAAAAUGGAGUCUUGAAGGCAGUGUGGCCUCACAGCGGUCAUUACAGGCCAACUCCGGAGAAUUUUCAGGACCUCUUGUCGUUUCUACGGGACAACAAUGUGGAUCUCACUGGUGUUAAGCUCGAAUCCACUGAUGAAGAGGAUGAGCAAUCCGACGACGGAAACAAAAGAGGCGUAUACCUGAGAAGUAACUCCUUUGAAGACGAUGGUCAUCGUGCCAAGACAGCAGAAGCAGAAGAAGAAGAAGAAGCAGAGACUGCCACUGCAGCAGCAACAGUAGGGGGGAUGCCAGUGCCACCGUGUCCGAGCAGCAGCAUAUCUUCUUCUGCUGCUGCUGCUGCUGCUGCUGACAGUAGUGCAACCAGCAUCAUCAAUAUCCCCCGUGAGCCCCCCGCCGCCGCUAUGAUUCACCGGCCACACCCACACCCACACCCACACCAAGAAGUUAUAAUUAUAAAUAAUUCCCGUGAAUCAGCAGCAGCAGGUGCAGGGAAGCAGUGCAGCAGUUCAGGAGGAGGGGAAGCCCGCCUGAGAGACUACAACCCGUCCGGGCUCCUCCUGUCUCCCAGACCCAGUCCCAGUCCCAGAAGUAAAUAUCGCCAUAGCCCCUCUUUAAGAAGAUUAGACAUCAUCAUCCCCCAUACCCAUACCCGUUGCGAGGCUGCUCCGGCUACUGCCACUGGCACCUAUCUUUCUUGCAGCACUAGUCAUGUGAUGCAAUACUCCUCCUCGUCCGUGGAUCAUCAUCAUCAUCGAUCACUCCAGUUUUUGAGCCGCAGCCCUCCGCCGGUUUCCUUUCUUUAAACAUCGUGAACCCAUUCUUAUUACUAUUAUUUUUUAUUCCUUUAUUAGUUGUUGCUCAUAGGGAGAAUUCUUUUGACACUAAUUAAUACUAUAGUUUUGGAGAUAGGCAGGCCAUUCUUUUUCUAAUCACUGAUGUACGCAACACAACACAGUUUUCCCCUUCUUUCACGUUCAUGUUAAGGGAUGUAAAUUCUUUUAGAGGCCUGCAGGGUUGGUUAUUAUUAAACCCUGCCUCCCUGCCUGCCUGUUUC
Messenger RNA from Andrographis paniculata, 2099 nucleotides. RefSeq names its product IQ domain-containing protein IQM2-like. Bases 145 to 1848 code for a protein of 567 amino acids. Lineage: Eukaryota; Viridiplantae; Streptophyta; Magnoliopsida; Lamiales; Acanthaceae. The record is from RefSeq and is a predicted model, not a curated record. The transcript has 7 exons.